This is a messenger RNA of Hymenoscyphus albidus, 1668 nucleotides long. NCBI's taxonomy places the organism in Eukaryota, Fungi, Ascomycota, Leotiomycetes, Helotiales, Helotiaceae. The record is from the annotation of a GenBank genome assembly.
GACGAGUUUGCUACAAUGAAGUCUAUUCAAGUCCUCUUAUUACUCCUCCUGACCUACACAUCCCUCUCCUUAGAGGUUGGCAUUCGAGAACCAGAGCCUAUAACACGAUCUGGUAGAUCUAUUUUCCAGUCCCUGCGUAAAAGAUGGGGGUUCUUUAUGCGAGGCUUCCCAAUGGAAUCCCCCACAUCCACGGGCGAUAUAUGGCCAAAUAAUAUAACCGACAUAAUUGAACAAGUUGUCGCCCUCUCCUCCUACAUUGUGGACACCGUAAAAGCAGACGAUGCUACGUUUAUCCAGUUUUUUGGGUCUCCAGCAUAUUAUGAUAAUGUUAUGGGUUCGUCUUUCAAUCCCACUUCCCUAUCUUUAUCCCUUCAAGAUGCCAAAGUGCCAAAAGAAAACGCGCGCUACCAAGUGGAAGCAAGGAGUCCACUUUUGCAUUUACUUUCUCCAUAAAACAAAAUCGUCUGGCCAACUGGACACACGUUCCCAAGCAUUUGAACCUCAUUUCGACCCAUUCAUCGCACUCAAUGAUACCCACUUUGUACGCACUUUUUAUUUUUUGGCACUCUGGCAUCUAGAAGGGAUAGGACUAAUUGAUCUAUAGGUAUCUUCUCUCGUAUUGCAAAUAUCGAUAGCGAAACCAGGGGCAGAUUUACUGAAAUUCAAAUUUAUGGAGACCAAAAUAAUCGCUUUCAUAAGAUACCAAUGGAACUCGCGGGAGAAUUCGAACUAAUAAAUGGUGCUCCGACCAUAUGGCUAUAUUGGCUUUUUACGUUGUAUGAGGAUGUCUGGUGGUUGAACCCCAAUUGGGGGGAUCAACCAAUUGAAGGCCAACUAUCAAGUCUAGUCAAAACAAGGCAGUGUGCUAUUCUGCAUGAGUUGACACAUGUUGUUGGAACUCUGGAUCUUUAUGGGCCUGUAAUACCUGGGACCGACCCUGCGACUGGUACGUUUAAUUUCGCUCACUCCUUCGGAAUGCGGAUGUUCUUUGGGACAAACAGAAAGUCAAAGAAAAGCAAGAUUGACAUUUACGACAGGCAUAUCUGACGGGGGAGAAAUCUUAGACCAUAGGAUUGCAGACGCAGCAACUGGUUGGGGGGAUAAGGUACUUGUACAACCCUGUUUCUUUUUCGGAUUAAGGCUAAACAUUAUUCUAGAAAUUUCUUUGGAAGCACUUGAGUCACGACUUUUUCCCCAAACUGUGGAGUAAAAAGGAUUUGGAACUGUUGAAGGUCUACAACGAGAAACCAGUUCUCCUUCUGCCUCAGUUAAAAUCGGGGCCAAUAUAUGCAGCCCAUAAUGCUGAAAAUUAUGCAUUAUUUGCUAUGGGUAAGCUAAACUGGAGCCCUUUUUUAUAUUUACUUGGACAAUAGGAAUACUAAUUUGAAUGCGUGAAGCUUUAUUAGCUAAUUGGAAUUCGAAUGGGCAGAUGGUGCCUGAGAGGGGGGAGCCUGCCUUUUGGUGGAAAACCGCCACCCGAAGGGAUCCAUUUGAGUAUUUACCGCCACCAUAUGAUGUUCAAGGAGAGAGGCAAUUCAAGCUCUUUUGGAUCAAUACUGGAAGAACCCGGGGGAUAUAAGGUAUAUUGAUAAGGGAACAAUCUGAUGGAGUAGGUCGAAAAUCUUAUUAUAUCGAUUACUAGAAUUAUUACAAAUGCUUGAAUAGUCA